GGUCUGGUGCCUCCGGUGGGCCUGGGGACCAUGGCCCUUGCCUGGCUCUGCGCCCGAGGAGGAAACACCGAAGAAGUACUGAUGGAUUCAACAACGGCGACAGCCGAACUGGGCUGGACCAUCCACCCGUCACAGGGCUGGGAGGAGGUGAGCGGCUACGAUGAGAACAUGAGCACCAUCCGGACUUAUCAGGUCUGCAACGUCUUCGACAGCAACCAGAACAACUGGCUCCGCACCAAGUACAUCCGGCGGCGCGGUGCCCAGCGCAUCCACGUCCAGAUGAAGUUCUCCGUCCGUGACUGCAGCUCCAUACCCAGCGUACCCGGCUCCUGCAAGGAGACCUUCAACCUGUACUACUAUGAGUCCGACUCGGACAUGGUCACCAAGACGUCCCCGGCCUGGAUGGAGAACCCCUGGAUCAAAGUGGACACCAUCGCCGCCGAUGAGAGCUUCUCUCAGGUGGACCUGGGCGGCCGCAUUAUGAAGAUCAACAGUGAAGUCAGGAGUUUCGGACCCGUCUCGCGGAACGGCUUCUACCUUGCCUUCCAGGACUACGGUGCAUGCAUGUCGCUCAUCGCUGUGCGCGUUUUCUACAGGAAGUGCCCAAGUGUGAUCCUAAACGGAGCCACGUUCCCUGAGACGCUAUCCGGGGCGGAGAGCACCUCCCUGGUGGCAGCCAGAGGUGUUUGUGUGCCCAACGGGGAGGAGGUGGACGUGCCCAUCAAGUUGUACUGUAAUGGUGAUGGGGAAUGGAUGGUGCCGAUCGGCCGGUGCAUGUGUAAAGCCGGAUACGAGGCGGUGGAGAACAAAACGGUUUGCAGAGCCUGCAUGUUGGGGUUCUUCAAGGCUGCUCAAGGGGACCACAAGUGUCUUCAGUGUCCCAUCAACAGCCGUACAGUCAGUGAAGGAGCCACCAGCUGUGUGUGUCGCAACAGUUACUACCGCACCGACACCGACCCGCCACAGAUGCCCUGCACAACGAUUCCGUCAGGGCCGCAGAACGUCAUCUCCACAGUGAACGAGACGUCUCUGAAGUUGGAGUGGAGCGCGCCGCAAGACACCGGCGGGCGUGAGGACAUGGUGUACAAUAUCAUCUGCAAAAGCUGCGGCGGGGGGCGGGGGGGCUGCACGCGCUGCGGCGAUAACGUGCAGUUCAUACCCCGCCAGCUCGGACUGAUGGACACGCGGGUCCACAUCAGCGACCUACUGGCUCACACCCAGUACACCUUUGAGAUUCAGGCCGUCAAUGGUGUGUCUGAACAAAGCCCCUACUCGCCGCAAUUCACCGCCGUCAACAUCACCACCAACCAAGCUGCACCGUCAGUGGUGUCAAUCAUUCACCAGGUCAGCAGAACGCCCAAUAGCAUCACUUUGUCCUGGUCUCAACCAGAUCAGCCCAAUGGACUCAUCCUGGACUAUGAGCUGCAGUACUAUGAGAAGAGUCAUCCAGACUGGAACUCAACGGUGGUGCGGAGUCAGACCAACACAGCAGUCAUUCCAGGUCUGAAGACCGGAACCAUCUACGUCUUCCAGGUCCGGGCUCGAACCGUUGCUGGAUUUGGACGCUACAGUGGCAAAAUGUACUUCCAAACUAUGACGGAAGAGGAGUAUAAGUCCAGUAUCCAGGAGAAGCUUCCCCUCAUCAUUGGUUCAGCCGCCUCAGGCAUAGUCUUCAUCAUUGCCAUCGCUGUCUUCAUCAUUGUCUGCCACCGGCGGAGAUCAGAGAGACCCGAAUCUGAAUACACAGACAAACUGCAGCAUUACACCAGCGGUCACAUGUCCCCAGGAAUGAAGAUCUACAUUGACCCCUUCAUGUAUGAAGACCCCAAUGAAGCAGUCAGAGAGUUUGCAAAGGAGAUUGACAUCUCCUGUGUGAAGAUUGAACAAGUCAUCGGUGCAGGCGAGUUUGGGGAGGUUUGCAGCGGAAACCUGCGGCUGCCCGGGAAAAGAGAGAUGCUAGUGGCUAUCAAGACACUAAAGGCCGGCUACACCGAGCGCCAGAGAAGAGACUUCCUGAGCGAGGCAUCCAUCAUGGGCCAGUUUGACCAUCCGAACAUCAUCCAUCUAGAGGGAGUUGUUACUAAGAGCAGCCCGGUCAUGAUCAUCACAGAGUUCAUGGAGAACGGGUCUCUGGACUCCUUCCUCCGGCAAAAUGAUGGGCAGUUCACGGUGAUCCAGCUGGUGGGGAUGCUGCGAGGCAUCGCGGCCGGUAUGAAGUACCUAUGCGACAUGAACUAUGUCCAUCGAGACCUGGCGGCACGAAACAUCCUGGUCAACAGUAACCUGGUGUGUAAGGUGUCUGACUUCGGCCUGUCUCGCUUCCUGGAAGACGACACAUCUGACCCGACUUACACCAGCGCCUUGGGAGGGAAGAUUCCAAUCCGAUGGACAGCUCCAGAAGCUAUUCAGUACCGGAAAUUCACCUCCUCCAGUGAUAGCUGGAGUUAUGGGAUCGUCAUGUGGGAAGUGAUGUCAUAUGGAGAGAGACCCUACUGGGACAUGAGCAACCAAGAUGUCAUCAACGCCAUAGAGCAGGACUACAGGUUACCUCCUCCCAUGGACUGUCCCAGCGCACUGCAUCAGCUGAUGCUGGACUGCUGGCAGAAAGACCGCAACAAUCGGCCAAAGUUCAGUCAGAUCGUCAACACCCUGGACAAGAUGAUCCGAAAUCCCAACAGCCUCAAAGCCAUGACUCCGCUCUCAUCGAGUGUUCAUUUACCUUUGCUGGACCGCAGCACACCAGACUUCUCCACCUUCAGCACGGUGGACGAGUGGCUGGAGGCCAUCAAGAUGGGCCAGUACAAGGAGAACUUCACCAGUGAAGGAUUCACCAGCUUCGAUGUUGUGUCUCAAAUGACUAUGGAAGACAUCCUAAGAGUCGGUGUCGUGCUCGCGGGACACCAGAAGAAGAUCUUCAACAGCGUUCAGUCCAUGAGGGCCCAGAUGAACCAGAUUACCUCAGUGGAGGUCUGA
Molecule: messenger RNA, 2973 nt
Organism: Lampris incognitus (smalleye Pacific opah)
Lineage: Eukaryota; Metazoa; Chordata; Actinopteri; Lampriformes; Lampridae
Gene: ephb2a
Product: eph receptor B2a
Exons: 16
Coding region: 31-2973 (980 amino acids)
Biological process (GO): central nervous system projection neuron axonogenesis; axon guidance; protein phosphorylation
Cellular component (GO): plasma membrane; neuron projection
Molecular function (GO): ATP binding; protein binding; transmembrane-ephrin receptor activity
Source: RefSeq, a predicted model, not a curated record